UUCUCCAGCCUCCCCGCAGUCUCAGCCAGGUGCAGUGCUGGGCAAGGCAGCUCCUGGAAAGCCACUGGAAGGGGGGAGCCACGGCCGGAAACGCUGGAGGAGAGAAGCAAGGAGAAAAGGCAAAGGUGGAGAGGGGGAGAAGGAGCAGCUUCCUGCCCUCGCCAGCAAAUUACCUGACUGUUUAAUAUCCGAGACUCCGGUCCUUGGGCCCCAACCUCUGCUACCCACAGCCAGCCUGCCUGCCGCCCUCUCCUCUCCCGCCCUACCCGCUCCCACUCGCCCCCCGGGGGUUGCCUGGGUGCCUGGACUGGCAUGAUCAGUUAAACUUUGCGAAGUCAGCUCUUCUCCCUGGCUUCCCACCAGCGGCGCCAAGGCCACAGGAGCGCAGAAUCUCGGCUCAGGACGGAUAGACAGAAGGCCAACAGCGCCCAGGCUCGCCCGCGGAUCCCCCGCACCCCGACUCCCCAUCCACCCAGCCGCCUGGACCAUGUCCAAACCCUCAGACCACAUCAAGCGGCCCAUGAACGCCUUCAUGGUAUGGUCCCGGGGCCAGCGGCGCAAGAUGGCCCAGGAAAACCCCAAGAUGCACAACUCGGAGAUCAGUAAACGCUUAGGCGCGGAAUGGAAGCUUCUGUCCGAGGCAGAGAAACGGCCGUACAUAGACGAGGCCAAACGGCUGCGCGCCCAGCACAUGAAGGAGCACCCAGACUACAAGUACCGGCCGAGGCGCAAGCCCAAGAACCUACUCAAGAAGGACAGGUAUGUCUUCCCCCUGCCCUACCUGGGCGACACGGACCCGCUCAAGGCGGCGGGGCUGCCCGUGGGGGCCUCCGACGGCCUCCUGAGCGCGCCCGAGAAAGCCCGGGCCUUCUUGCCGCCCGCCUCGGCACCCUACUCCCUGAUGGACCCUGCGCAGUUUAGCUCAAGCGCCAUUCAGAAGAUGGGUGAAGUGCCCCACACCUUGGCCACCGGCGCGCUGCCCUACGCCUCCACCCUGGGCUACCAGAACGGCGCCUUCGGCAGCCUCAGCUGCCCCAGUCAGCACACGCACACGCACCCGUCCCCCACCAACCCCGGCUUCGUGGUGCCCUGUAACUGUACGGCCUGGUCUGCCUCCACCUUGCAGCCCCCGGUCGCCUACAUUCUCUUCCCUGGUAUGACCAAGACUGGCAUAGACCCUUACUCGUCAGCCCACGCAACGGCCAUGUAACCUCCGGCCCGCCUGCCUGACUUGAAGGGAGGCCUGGAAGCGGGGUCUGCACCCUGUCCAUUGCGCCUAGCUGGUGCCCGCAGACGCCUCGGGGUCAGCCCUGCCACCGCCCCAGACUCUGCCUCUCUCUUCCAGGGGAGAAGGCAGGGGUGCCAUCCCGGACCCAGGGCACAGACAGGUGCCAGAAACUUGCAAACGUUAUGACAGCUACACAGCUGUCCUUACCCCGACUGUCCCAAAACAAAUCUUCGACUGUACCCCCUUUGGACAAAAAAAAAAAAAAAGUAGGCAGUUUUGCUUUCUCUCCUCGGAUUGGCUUUGGACUCCGAAUUUCAGAUCCUGGUAUUAUACCUAGAAUAUGCACAUAUAUAUAUAUUUUUUUUUUCUUUUGCACCACGAAGAAAAGAGUUAGCUGUGUCUCUGUGUUUUGCUAUCAGACACAACUAGGCGCCAUUUGCUCUUCAUGUGUGGGGGUAAGGCUUAAAAUUUUAAAACUACAGAAAGGGAAACAUUUCUAUUUGAAACCAUGCUAUGAUAGUGUUUGCUUCUUUAAAGGGAAACCUAAAAGGACCCACAUGGUCAUUUACUUUGUGUAAAGCAGUGCUCCUAGAGACCUAAGUUUACUUUUAGACAGAAUGUCGGGUUAUGAAGUCAGGAAUAGAAAGUGAACAAGAACAACAACAAAAAAAAGUUAAAAGAAUAAAAACAUCCUAAAUGGUCAUAAAUGUUUUGACGAUGUCUUGGAAAUGUACUUGGAAGGAUUUUACCUCCUUACUCUGUUGUUCAUUUGUUGAACAAAGACGUUUUGAAUAAAGACAAUC
Messenger RNA from Orycteropus afer afer, 2031 nucleotides. RefSeq names its product SRY-box transcription factor 14 (gene SOX14). The record is from RefSeq and is a predicted model, not a curated record. Gene Ontology annotation, biological process: positive regulation of transcription by RNA polymerase II; negative regulation of transcription by RNA polymerase II; cell differentiation. NCBI's taxonomy places the organism in Eukaryota, Metazoa, Chordata, Mammalia, Tubulidentata, Orycteropodidae. Gene Ontology annotation, molecular function: RNA polymerase II cis-regulatory region sequence-specific DNA binding; DNA-binding transcription factor activity, RNA polymerase II-specific.